GAGAGUCACGUGACCACUGGCGUAACACAUUUGAAUUGCUGUUUUGUGUCGCGAGCAGAACGGAACUUUUCCUCGUCGUGGAAACAAAAAACAACAAGGUCGAAAGGAGACGCAGCCGCGAGAUGGAGCGUCGAGCGGGCAGCGAUGUGAUUUAUCUGGUGGACGAGAAGUUCGACUUCGAUGUUUCGCUGUCACCUGACAGCUCCAACUGCGACGAAGACGCGGAUGAUGUCUUUGUGGACCCGUCCCGCCAUGCGGCCAAACGUGCGCCCGAUCACUUGCCCUCCCGCCUUGAGGAAGGGGCUGUCGGCGCACGGAGCAGCUGGAGUCCGCUUUCGGGGGACCAGCUGGACGCCGUGUGCCGGGAGGCCAAGCGAUUGGCCGAACAGCUGCAGCGCGGCCAAUGGCUGCGGGGCGAGGAUGAGGCCGCCGCCCACGAAGACGGGGAGCGCUUCAUCCAGGACGGCGCCGCCAAACUGGCGGCGCUGGCGGCGCCCCGCAGCCUGUGCAGCCCCGUCAAACGGCAGACCUUCCUGGUGCAGGACAGCCCCAUGAAGGACCUGCCCCCGGCUAUCCGGCACCGCUUGCAGCGAGGAAACGCCACCGCCAAGUUGGGCGCCCUCCUGCCCAGCAAGCCGGCCGCCCCGAGGGCUUCCUCUUUGAUCGGCAGGGGCCCCGGCGCCCAAAAAUCCCGAGUGGCGUCAGGUUGCAAACCGAGUCCUGAUCUCGACGGUCGGGCCCAGCCCAGCGAGGAUAUUCUGUCAGAUUCCGCCGGCGCGGCGCACGACGUCUUCGACUCGCCCCUCAACUCCAGCGCGGUGGGAAAAAAGCGCCCGCUGGCUCCGCCCACCAAAGUAAUGCACCGUUAUGAUCGGUUGACCGUGUUGUUAGCGCAACCCGACCGCAGCUAUUGCAUCUCUUGUCGUCGCUUACUUAUGACGUGGUCACCCAUCUGCCCCUUCCCGGUUGUUAGCCUUCAACCAAAGGCCUCAAGUGGCCCGCUGACGCCCUCUGCAGGAGCAAGCAAACCUCUGCAGUUGCAUUCCCAGCGUCCCUCCGGUCUCCCCACGCCGCUCAAACGCCGGGCGUCGGCCAUUCCCGCGCCGACGCCCGGCAGCCAGAGCCGAAACUCCAGACCCCCCAGAACGCAGGCCGCCUCGGACUCGGACUGCCCCCCCAGGACCUGCCCCAGUCCCGCCCCCCUCGAUUCUAAUAGGGCAGUGCCUGUCGACGUGCAGCCCUUCUGUCUGGAGGAGGAGCCUCCCGCCGAGCCCAGCCAAUCAGAGAGCCCGGAGGGCAAAGAGCCAUCCCGUCGCGGCCAAUCGGAGCCCAGCGAAGACCUCGUCCGGCCGGAGAGCGCCAAACGGGAGGUUCUUUUGCUGGACCUUCCUGCUCCGAUGCCCCCGACCCACGAGAAACUGCUCAUCGACCUGAGAAACACUCCGGACUGGAUCCGAAACGGCACCAAGAACUGUACCGCCAUGCAGCAGCUGAUUGACUUAAGUUCGCCGCUCAUCAAGUGGAGUCCGGAAGACAAGAAGGAGAACAGCGCCCCCCUCAUCAACCUGUCCUUCUGAAACGUGCACACACUGAGUGAUGUGUGUGUGUGUGUGUGUGUGUGU
Messenger RNA from Hippocampus comes (tiger tail seahorse), 1622 nucleotides. RefSeq names its product G-2 and S-phase expressed 1 (gene gtse1). Gene Ontology annotation, molecular function: microtubule binding. Gene Ontology annotation, cellular component: microtubule cytoskeleton; cytoplasmic microtubule. The record is from RefSeq and is a predicted model, not a curated record. The transcript has 10 exons. NCBI's taxonomy places the organism in Eukaryota, Metazoa, Chordata, Actinopteri, Syngnathiformes, Syngnathidae. Bases 123 to 1577 code for a protein of 484 amino acids.